CAUAUUGCGAAAAAAGGGUGACGUUGAAAAAUGCUUGGUAGAAAGCAGAGCAUCAAAGGUGAAUCGGUGCUGGCAGAUUACGGUCCGGAAGAAUCCCUUAACGAAAGCGCAGACAUUGAGUGGGUUAACAAGAUGUUGUGGUUAAAAGAUCGAAAAGUGUUUGUCUCCAGUAGUUUGAUUGAGAUGAAUUUCGUUUUCCUCCCAUUUCACCAUCCUUCACCAUCUGACAGUUUGACUAGUCUAGCGUUACGUUACUCUACAGAUCAAAACAAAAUCUGACCAUGCGCUGUAGAAGCUAUGGGUCCGCCGGCUCAUGCGCCUCUGUGCGCUGGUAUCGCUCACGUCGGUGUCCCUCAACACGCCCAAGACGUUCGAGCGAUACCCGAUGCUGCAGUACAUCACCCUGUGCAGCGACAUCGUGGUCACGCUGCUCUUCACCUCGGAGAUGAUCGCCAAAAUCCACAUCCGGGGCUUGAUCAAGGGUGAGGCGCCCUACCUGAAAGAUCACUGGUGCCAGUUUGACGCUUCCAUGGUGAGCUUCCUGUGGGUGUCCGUGGUGCUGCACAUCUUCGAGAUGCUCGCGAUAGUGCCAAAGUUCCACUACUUUACGAUUCUGCGAGCGCCACGGCCCCUCAUCAUGAUACGCUUCCUACGAGUCUUCCUCAAGUUCUCCAUGCCAAAGAGCCGCAUCAACCAGAUCUUCAAACGGUCCAGCCAGCAGAUCUACAACGUAACGCUGUUCUUCCUGUUUUUCAUGUCACUGUAUGGACUGCUCGGAGUGCAGUUCUUCGGUGAACUGAAGAAUCAUUGCGUACUGAACACGACGGAUCCAGAAGGACUAACCAUCAACUCGCUAGCCAUCCCGGAUACCUUCUGUUCAAUGGAUCCCGACUCCGGUUACCAGUGUCCGACCGGUAUGAAGUGUAUGAAGAUGCACUUUCUCACCAACUACGUGCAAGGAUUCACGGGAUUCGAGGAUAUCGCAACGAGUAUCUUCACCGUCUACCAGGCGGCGUCGCAGGAGGGUUGGGUGUUUAUCAUGUACCGAGCGAUCGAUAGUCUUCCAGCGUGGCGUGCUGCGUUCUACUUUAGCACGAUGAUCUUCUUCCUGGCGUGGCUGGUGAAGAACGUUUUCAUCGCUGUCAUUACGGAAACGUUCAACGAGAUCCGCGUCCAGUUUCAGCAGAUGUGGGGCGUACGGGGGCACAUUCAGAACAGUGCGGCGUCGCAGGUCAUUACCGGCGAUGACUCCGGUUGGAAGUUGAUAACAAUUGACGAGAACAAGCACGGAGGCCUCGCUAACGAGACGUGUCACUUGAUCCUGAAGUCACCGUACUUCAGGUUGCUCGUCAUGUCGACGAUCUUGGCCAACGGGAUUGUGACGGCCACUAUGCACUUUAAGCACGAUGGACGACCGCGGCAGGUGUUUUACGAGCGGUAUUACUACAUCGAGAUGGCAUUCACAGUGCUUCUGGAUCUGGAGACGCUGUUCAAAAUCUACUGCCUUGGGUGGAGAGGAUACUUUAAGCACUCGAUCCACAAGUUUGAACUACUGCUGGCUAUUGGCACAAGUCUUCACAUUAUACCGGGUUUGUACCUGUCCGGGUUCACAUACUUCCAAGUACUACGCGUCGUUCGACUGAUCAAGGCGUCACCAAUGUUGGAGGGGUUCGUGUACAAGAUCUUUGGCCCCGGCAAAAAGCUAGGAUCGCUGAUCAUCUUCACCAUGUGCUUGCUGAUCAUCAGUUCAAGCAUUUCGAUGCAGUUGUUUUGCUUCCUGUGUGAUUACACCAAGUUUGAGAGCUUCCCGGAUGCGUUCAUGUCUAUGUUCCAGAUUCUUACCCAGGAAGCGUGGGUCGAAGUGAUGGACGAGACGAUGAUCCGAACAAGCAAAACGUUGACUCCGCUGGUUGCCGUCUACUUCAUCUUGUACCAUCUGUUCGUCACCCUGAUUGUGUUGAGCUUGUUCGUGGCCGUCAUUCUGGACAACUUGGAACUGGACGAGGAUAUAAAGAAGCUGAAGCAGCUAAAGUUUCGCGAACAGAGUGCCGAAAUCAAGGAAACGCUACCAUUUCGACUGAGGAUCUUUGAGAAGUUUCCGGAUUCCCCACAGAUGACGAUCCUGCACAAGAUUCCAAACGAUUUCACGCUGCCAAAGGUGCGUGAAUCCUUCAUGAAGCAGUUCGUGAUCGAUAUGGAGCCGGAAGAUCCGUCGUAUUGCGAGGGCUACAAGCGUCCCAUGUCGGAAUGCUGGGAGUCCAAGGUCGUCUACCGGAAGCAGAAGCCCGUCAACGUGAUGAACAAAACGGCCAAAGUUCGCUGCGUCGGAAGCAGCCUGCGCAAACUGGCCAUCACGCACAUCAUCAACGACUCCAACAACCAACGGCUGAUGCUGGGAGAUUCCGCCAUGAUUCCCGUUGCCGGCGUCAAGUCCGGCAUCAAACAGCAGGGAACCAUCACGCAGACCAAACCGUGGCGCAUGGACCAGAAAAAGUUCGGCUCCCGGUCGAUCCGACGAAGCGUACGCAGCGGUUCGAUCAAACUGAAGCAAACCUACGAGCAUCUGAUGGAAAAUGGGGAUAUCGGAGCGGCAAGCCGAGUGACCUCGUCCCGGGCGAGACCACACGAUCUGGACAUAAAGAUUCUGCAGGCCAAGCGGCAGCAGGCGGAAAUGCGUCGGAACCAGCGUGAGGAGGACCUCCGUGAGAACCAUCCCUUCUUCGAUACGCCGCUGUUUGCGGUGCCUCGCGAGAGCAAGUUCCGGAAGAUUUGCCAGCGGAUAGUUCACGGGCGGUACGACGCCCGGUUGAAGGAUCCGCUGACCGGGAAGGAGCGGAAGGUGCAGUACAAGAGCAUGCACAACUUUCUCGGCCUCGUAACCUACCUGGACUGGGUGAUGAUCUUCGUGACGACGCUGUCGUGCAACUCGAUGAUCUUCGAAACGCCCCAGUAUCGCGUGAUGGAACACGUGACGCUGCAGAUCGCCGAGUACACGUUCGUCAUCUUUAUGAGUUUGGAGUUGGCGCUCAAGAUUCUUGCGGACGGGUUGUUCUUUACCCCAAAGGCGUACAUCAAGGACGUCGCAUCGGUGCUGGACGUGUUCAUCUACGUGGUUUCGCUGACGUUUCUGGUGUGGAUGCCGCGCCAGGUUCCGAGCAAUUCUUCCGCGCAGUUGUUGAUGAUUUUGCGUUGUUUACGACCGUUGCGAAUCUUUACGUUGGUGCCGCACAUGCGGAAGGUGGUUUACGAGCUGUGUCGGGGUUUCAAGGAGAUUCUGCUGGUAUCGACACUGUUGAUCCUGCUGAUGUUCGUAUUCGCGAGUUAUGGAGUUCAGCUGUACGGAGGUCGAUUGGCGCGUUGCAAUGAUCCGACGAUUUUGAAGCGGGAGGACUGCGUUGGAGUGUUCAUGAGACGAGUUUUUGUGACCAAAAUGAAGUUGACCCCGGGCGUGAACGAGUCUUACCCGGCCAUGUUGGUGCCUCGUGUUUGGGCCAACCCGCGGCGGUUCAACUUUGACAACAUUGGAGACGCGAUGCUGGCGCUGUUUGAGGUACUCUCGUACAAGGGUUGGAUCGACGUGAGAGAUGUGCUGAUCAAGGCGCUGGGUCCGGUUCAUGCGAUCUACAUCCACGUGUACAUCUUCUUGGGUUGCAUGAUCGGAUUGACGCUGUUCGUGGGCGUGGUCAUUGCAAACUACUCAGAGAACAAAGGCACCGCUCUGCUGACCGUAGAUCAACGUCGUUGGUGCGAUCUCAAGAAGCGACUAAAGAUCGCUCAACCGCUGCAUUUGCCUCCCCGACCAGAUGGUCGCAAGUUCCGAGCUUUCGUGUACGACAUCACGCAGCACAUCGCGUUCAAGCGUUGCAUUGCCGUGGUCGUGCUGGUCAACAGUAUGCUUUUGUCGAUAACGUGGCAAAAGGACGAGGUUCACACGGCGCGGCUGGUCAUCGUGAGCACCCUGCUCACGUUCGUCUUCGUCAUCGAGGUGGUCAUGAAGAACAUCGCCUUCACCCCGAGGGGCUACUGGCAGUCUCGGCGGAACCGGUACGACCUGCUCGUGACGGUCGCCGGUGUCGUGUGGAUUUUCUUGCAAACAACACUGAGAAGCGAUUUAUCAUUGUUCAUUGGUUUUAUGGUUGUCAUAUUGAGAUUUUUCACAAUAACUGGCAAGCAUACGACCUUGAAAAUGUUGAUGCUCACAGUCGGCGUCUCAGUGUGCAAGUCCUUUUUCAUCAUAUUCGGUAUGUUUCUGCUGGUGUUCUUCUACGCCCUGGCCGGAACGAUCCUCUUUGGGACGGUCAAGUACGGCGAGGGCAUCGGGCGCCGGGCAAACUUUGGCUCGCCCGUAACCGGUGUGGCCAUGCUGUUCCGGAUCGUCACCGGUGAGGAUUGGAACAAAAUCAUGCACGACUGCAUGGUGCAGCCACCGUACUGCACCCUGGCGGCCAACUACUGGGAAACGGACUGUGGUAACUUUACCGCCAGUUUGAUCUACUUUUGCACGUUCUACGUCAUUAUAACCUACAUCGUGUUGAAUCUACUAGUCGCUAUUAUCAUGGAGAACUUUUCGCUGUUUUACUCCAACGAGGAGGACGCCCUGCUCUCGUACGCGGACAUACGCAACUUCCAGAACACGUGGAACAUUGUGGACAUUCACCAGCGCGGGGUGAUUCCGGUGCGGCGCGUCAAGUUCAUACUGCGGCUGCUGAAGGGCCGGCUCGAGUGUGAUCCGCAGAAGGACCGGCUGCUGUUCAAGUACAUGUGCUACGAGCUGGACAAGCUGCACAACGGCGAGGACGUUACGUUUCACGACGUGAUCAACAUGCUGUCGUAUCGUUCGGUGGAUAUCCGAAAGGCACUGCAGCUGGAAGAACUGUUGGCUCGCGAGGAGUUCGAGUACAUCAUCGAGGAAGAGGUGGCCAAGCAGACAAUCCGCACGUGGCUCGAGGGAUGCCUAAAGAAAAUCCGCGCCAACAACGUUACGAGACAACAAAACUCCCUCAUCGCUGGUUUGCGAGCGGAAAAUAUCCAGCGGCAGCAGCAGCAACAGCAGGAAGCCGCCGAUGAACUGGCCCUGAACAAGGAGGUCAUUCUCGAGCCGGACACGGUUGAACUUCCGGUGAAGGAGGUCGAACACAACGCCAAGGGGAGGAAAAAGAGUCAAAACCUGAACCGGUCGGAUUCAACGGGAAGCAGCAGCGGUCGAAAGUUUCUCGCACCUACGCUUUCCGAUCCGCAGGCCAAAAAUGAAAAGGAUCGCUACAUCAGCAAGAAAAAGUCCCAACGGCAGUCCGGCACCAACAGCAAGAACAUCACCCAGAUCAACGAGCUGAACCAUGGCCACACGUUGCACCAGCACUAUCACCACAAUGCCCACGGUAGCGAAAUGCAGCAAACCAGCAACAAUAAAGUGGGUCAUCCGCACAUUAGCAUGGUCUACGAGGUGCACGACUGGUGGCAGGAACAGGUCACCUGUCCGCACAGCGAAGACGAAGAGUAGCGAGUUUGGUAGCGAUUGGUAUUGGAUGUUGCUUAGAAGAAGUUUUUUUUAAGUUUUAGACCAGUUAUACGAGGAGUAUUGUCUGUUGAGUAGGUUUGAUUUGUACUGAUGCACACAAUGUUAACGAAAAUGUAUUAGCAAGUAUUGUAGACUUUGUUGAGACAGCUCAACAAGCCACACAUAAUGUCCGGUUUUAUAGGUUUAUAUACAGAAAUAUGUUGAUUUAUUGCCAAUGCAGGAAAUUGGAACGAGGAUAGUGAUAUUUAGAAAUAAAAUAAACCCACCCAGAAUAA
Messenger RNA from Culex pipiens pallens (northern house mosquito), 5793 nucleotides. It is a transcript of the gene na, whose product is annotated as sodium leak channel NALCN. The coding region runs from base 314 to 5500 and encodes 1728 amino acids. Gene Ontology annotation, molecular function: monoatomic cation channel activity. The record is from RefSeq and is a predicted model, not a curated record. Gene Ontology annotation, biological process: monoatomic ion transport; transmembrane transport. Gene Ontology annotation, cellular component: membrane. The transcript is spliced from 11 exons. NCBI's taxonomy places the organism in Eukaryota, Metazoa, Arthropoda, Insecta, Diptera, Culicidae.